AUGCCAAUUAAAUGUGAUGAUAGGCACUAUCAGAUUAAUUGUUAUGAUGGAUCACAGUUUACUGUUGAUUUUGAGAAGAAAAUUUGCAGCUGUAGGGUAUGGGAUUUGGGGGACAUUCCUUGUAAGCAUGCAUGUAGUGCCAUAAUAGCUCAAAAGCUGGUGCCUGUUGACUUUGUAGAUAGUUGUUAUUCACAAGAGUAUUAUAGGAAUGUGUAUAGGGGGUCAAUACUAGGCACAAAUGGUCCUUCAUUGUGGAGACAGACCCUUUUUGUUCCUCCUUUACCUCCCAACUUUGGGAGGGGUGCUAGCAGGCCUUUAAAGGCAAGAAGAAGAGAUCAAGAAGAGCCUAAAAAGAAAGGGAAAAAGAGGAGAGGGAAACAACCAAUGAAAAUGAAGAGGCAACAGCCAACUGUGAGGUGCAAAAAGUGUGGCAUGGCUGGCCACAAUGUAAGGUCUUGUGAGAAAAGAAAGGAGAAAGAAAUGAACACUCUAACCAAAACCAAACUUGAAAGGAAAAGAGUAAAAGCUGCUACUGACAGAGGUAAAAGGAAAAGGCCAAAGAAGGCGCCACAGUUGGGACAGAACAAUCCUCACAACCAUGAAGAAGAAGAUGAGGAGCUGCAGUCAUUGUGUGAACUCAUUGAUGAGUAUGAAAUCCCUAAAGUUUCCAAUCAGCCCGGGUCUACCCCUUACCAACAGCUGCAGAGUUCAAUGCAAUCAAGAGAUGAAAACUAA
This is a messenger RNA of Striga asiatica, 735 nucleotides long. NCBI's taxonomy places the organism in Eukaryota, Viridiplantae, Streptophyta, Magnoliopsida, Lamiales, Orobanchaceae. The record is from the annotation of a GenBank genome assembly.